Molecule: messenger RNA, 229 nt
Organism: Candidula unifasciata
Lineage: Eukaryota; Metazoa; Mollusca; Gastropoda; Stylommatophora; Geomitridae
Source: the annotation of a GenBank genome assembly
GAUAUUCACUGGAAUCAUGCCUAAACAAAUCCAAGAAAUCAAGGACUUUCUGCUCACAGCCAGAAGGAAGGAUGCAAAAUCUGUCAAGAUCAAGAAGAACAAAGACAAUGUCAAAUUCAAGGUGCGAUGCAGCAGAUACCUCCACACACUGGUGAUCCAGGACCGAGAGAAGGCAGAGAAGCUGAGACAGUCAUUGCCACCAGGUCUGGCAGUCAAAGAGCUUAAGUGA